Chilo suppressalis (striped riceborer) is the source of this 12962-nucleotide messenger RNA. Lineage: Eukaryota; Metazoa; Arthropoda; Insecta; Lepidoptera; Crambidae. The record is from the annotation of a GenBank genome assembly.
CUGGUUCCUAACAUUUAUGAGUAACUGUAAAUUUGUAGGUUGCAAAAACAUAAAUAACGACAAUAAAAGCCAAAAGAAUUCCAUUUUCAAAUACAAAAACAAAUAAAAGCAAAUGUAAUUUUUAUCAACACAAAACCAUAUUCAGUGAGUUUCGUUCCAAUCCAAUGAAUUUAUUUCGGUCGAACUCGAAGUUUGUCUGUCUGACAGCAGUGCUUUGUUUACGAAAACUGUUUGCAUUGAUUUAUCGUUAUUAAUUUAACAAGCGGAAAUUAAUAUCAUAGUAUUAAAAUGUGUAAAAAUCAUUUAGUUUUAUCAUUAUACAUAAUAUAUUUGAAAAUUCUAAUAAAAACAUAGAGUUAUCUAUUUACCGUGCCAAAAUAUUAAAUAAUUAAUAAAAGAAUGACAGUGCACUACGCUGCACUGAUAACAUGCUUUAUAAAUGUUGCAUAUUACGUUCCAUUACGACAAAACACAUUAAAAAUGUUAUCAUUUAUUUUGGUAUAAAACCGCUAAAUAUGUGCAAUUGCACAUUAUUUGAUUUAAUUAGUCCAUCUUUGUUCAUUAUUUGCUUAUUUCGAAUAAAAAUGAAUUUUGAAAUAAUAAUCACUGAAUAAACAAAGAAGAUAAAUUAAGUGGAAAAAGAUUAAUAUUAUAAUACUCAUGGAAGUGUAGCGAUUUUUAUUAAUUUAAAUCAAAGGUGAUUGCAUUUCCUCAUUUUGAGUUUUUGAGGUCAUUUGAAUCUGAGAUUUCAACACAAUCACGAUUUUACCCGAAGGGUAACCGAACGGGACCGAACGUCACACGAAACGGAAAGAAAGAAAGAAGGGCGAUGUUGCACUAGCGAAGAAAGACAGCUGUCGUUUCGUUUUCAGCUGAUUUUUGUGUACGACAGCGAACACAGCAAAAUUCACUAACGUUCUUAGGUUUUCGUACCAUCUCAAGUCCCAGAAACGAGUCGAGGCAGCGUAUUCAAGGACAUCGAAUCUUACGGGAAGAACAACGGAGAAGCAUCAUUCUGCAGUGACGAACAAAGAGAGAUGGUUCAUUGAGUGCGGACUGUGCGUAGCGGGCUGCCGUGACGUCACGAGGCCGCAGCGUCGAGGCCGAUGCGGCGGGCGAGCUCGUGAUCUCGGCGCUCCGAGGAGCGCGGCGAGGACGAGGAGCGGAGCGGGCCAGCCUGGCCUCCACUGACUCGGGGUCGGGGGACGAGGGCGCAGGCCACCGGCCGCCGCGUAAGCGGACCCGCAGGCUGUCGCCGCCCGCCCAGCCCGCGGCCAUGCACCAGCCUCACGCGCCGUGCGCCAACGGCGCGCCGCCCCUCCACAUCAAUGGCGAUACGCCCGCCAGCAACGGCGACGUCCAGCCGCCGGGGGUGCGAAUGAGCCAGACCGACCAGGAGAUUGUGAGACUCAUCGGACAGCACCUCAUCUCUGUUGGACUCGAACGCAGCGCCGCAUUGCUGAUGGAGGAGUCGGGUCUGCACCUAGAGCACCCAGCGGCGGCCACGUUCCGGCAGCACGUGCUGGCCGGCGACUGGGUGAAGGCCGACCACGAUCUGCGUGCGCUGCACGACCUGCUGCGUGACUCGCACCACCUGGAGCCUCAGAAUCUGGCCGAAAUGAAGUUCGUGGUGCUGGAGCAAAAGUACCUGGAGCACCUGGAGGCGGGGCGGGCGCUGGACGCGCUGCACGUUCUGCGCAACGAGCUCACGCCGCUGCAGCAUGACACCGCGCGCGUGCACCGCCUGUCCGCGCUCAUGAUGUGCGCCGACGCUGCAGAGCUCCGCGCGCGGGCGCAGUGGGCGGGCGGCGCGGCACGACACUCUGUACUGGCGCGCGUGCAGCACGCCCUGCCGCCCGCCCUCAUGAUGCCGCCCGCCCGCCUGCGCGCGCUGCUGGCGCAGGCCGCCGCCCACCAGGCGGCGCGUUGCCGCUUCCACGCGGAGCCGCGGGGCGAGCCGCGGCCCGACCACGUGCCCUUCACGCUGCUGGCCGACCACCACUGCUCCGCCGACCGGUUCCCCAUACACUCGCUGCAGGUUCUGAACGAGCAUUGCGACGAAGUGUGGUACUGCAAAUGGUCUCCGGACGGCUCCAAACUGGCCUCAGGGUCCAAGGACAACACCGUCAUGAUAUGGGACUACGACCCGGUCGCCAAACGACUCUCCUUCAGGAAAUCGUUAGAAGGUCAUUCGUACGGCGUAUCUUUCGUGAGCUGGAGCCCCGACGGGCGCUACCUGCUGUGCGCCGGGCCUGAGGACUGUCCAGACCUGUGGAUAUGGAACAUGCAGACGGAGACACUGCACCUAAAAAUGUCCCAUUCUCAAGAAGACUCCCUGACAGCGGCCGCGUGGCAUUCUUCUGGCGACAAAUUCGUAUGUGGCGGCGCCCGGGGACAGUUCUACCACUGCUCCAUAGACGGCGCCCUGCUGAACAGCUGGGAAGGCGUCCGCGUGAAUGCGCUAGUAUGCCGCGGCGACGGGCGCACCGUACUGGCGGCCGACUCGCAUUACCGCGUGCGCGCGUACGACUUCCACGACCUCACCGACCGGAACCUCGUCCAAGAGGAGCACGCAGUGAUGGCGAUGACCCUGAACGCGGCGGACUCCCUGGUGCUGCUCAACGUGGCCAACCAGGGCGUGCACAUGUGGGACGUGAGGGCCCGCGCCCUCGUGCGGCGCUUCCGGGGACUGUCCCAGGGGCACUUCACCAUACACGCGGCCUUCGGCGGCGCGCACCAAGACUUCAUCGCGUCGGGCAGCGAGGACAACAAGGUGCUGUAUCUAAACAUGCGCGCGCGGCGCUUCCGGGGACUGUCCCAGGGGCACUUCACCAUACACGCGGCCUUCGGCGGCGCGCACCAAGACUUCAUCGCGUCGGGCAGCGAGGACAACAAGGUAUACAUCUGGCACAUAAACGGCGAGGAGCCCAUAGCGGUGAUGUCGGGGCACACCCGGUGCGUCAAUGCGGUAUCCUGGAACCCGGUGCAUCACGACGUGCUGGUGUCCGCCUCCGACGACUACUCGCUGCGCCUCUGGGGCCCGCGCGCCACGCAGCCUUAGUCACCCGACCGCACCCGACGAUAUCCGACCACACCCGACAAUACCCGACCCGACCCGACCCGCCUCUACGACCAGCGUCCGUAAUUAUGAUUUCAAACUCUCUUUACUGUGACUACGUUCGUACUUUGGUUAAGCUUUCCGGGUUUUCAAGAUUUACACCUCCUGCAGCAUUGAGUCCUUUGAAGAAUUUUCGACUUGGAAUUCGUUUAGUCCCACUUGCAGUAAACUUGCUAAAGCUAGAUUUAUUGAAAACUACAUUUGACCCGCUUUGAUUUGACAUUAUUGUAUGGCUUAAAUCUGGUUUGUUUUUUUUUGUUUAGAGGCUUUCAUUCUAUGAAUAGCCAGCCUCGUCGUACCCUAACCGAAACAUACAUAACUAAUUUAAUUUAAAACAUUGGAGAGGGCGAGCUAUUCUUACUAGCGAAAACCAUAUGAAUCGAGAUUUAGCGAAAUUGUGGCGAGUGGAUCUUAACAAACUUGUGAGAAUGUAAGGGCUUUGGCGCAUGCGCAAAGUUCUCGCAUCAGUGUUGCCACCUAGCGCCCUAUAUUUAUUAUCCCGCUAAUGUCAAUAAAGAUUACCUAAUAUUGGAAACCGAUUACGGAACUUUGCAGUUUCAUAAUAUGGUCUGAAAUGAAGCUGUGUUUAAAGUUUUAAUUAAUUACGUUGUUAUAUGGCAUAAAGACCCAGUGUGUUGUGAAAUAACAAGCUUUGGUUAUUUGACAAAUGUUAAAAAUUCCAGUAAUCGAUGUUAGAGUUUUAUAUUUAGAUUGCAUGUCACAGAAUUUGUGUAUUGGUUAGGUGUCUACGAAUUUGACCCUGACAGUUUUGGCCAUAGACAGCGAUAUUUACCGAAUCGAAAAUUGUUUCCGAACAUCUGUAACUAAAAGCUCUUUUCCAGUACUGCGAGUUUUGUUAUAGAAAACUACGGUCGUCCUGUUUUGUCUCUAUAUGUUUCAUGGGCGCCCCUGUGAAAUAUAUGGAAGGAAUCUGUGUAAUCCCAAAUCUCGUUUGAACUGCGAAGAUGAGCUGCGCUAUAGUUUGAGCUCUUCGUCGACCUUGGACGUCCGUAAACAGAACAUUGCGUAAAUUCUAAAUAUUUUUCGAGUUCACUCCUUAAGAAUCGAUUUGCAUAUAUAAGGGGCCCGGUAUGAGAAAAAUGUGAGGAGUAAAAUCUAUCUAUGAAUGACCUCGUUAUGUUUUUGGUGCGCGUCCUAUGUCGCGCAACCUUUGACAAACAAAGAUGACGGAUUGACAUUAAUAUUUUUUUUUUUUAUAUUCUCUUGAGAUUCUGUUUCACUUUUGAACUUUAAUAGCGAAACUAUAACAAUCCAACCGGAAACCGUGAAAAACAUUUUAAUUCAUCAAAGUUAGACAAGUGCUUCGAAAGACGGACAGUCGUUUACAGACGUUCAGGGUAGCCAAGAAGCUCUCUAAAAGUACCUGUGCCCAUCCGAACCGUCCGAAUUAUGAAAGUGUUUAAUUUAUAUACUCGCACAGUGUUUUAUGGAACCAAAAAAAUUUACAUGUUCAGGUUUUUACAUAAAUAGAUUAUUUAUACCCUAAAAAAGGCAUGAGUUCAAUUCCCAGAAGUCUAACUCGAAUACUUUUUGAGAAAAAAAAUCAUGAACUUAUCGUGACCUUUGACCUAUGAAAUCUAGAAUAUUUUUUUAUAAAGUGAAUAUUAACAAUAUAUUUUUUUAAUAAAUAUGUGUCAAUCGGGCAUAAUCAGAGGCGUAUAAACGCGUUUCUUUAGCUUAAAAAAAUGCAUUGGUUUGGGAGCAGCAAUUUUUUUUUGUAUUUCUAUUUAUUGUUUUUUCUCCCUAAAAACGAAAAAGUGGAACCUAGAACUUCGAUAGGAAUAAACCUAUGGAUGUGGUCUUUCAUACAUAAAUAAGCCACGUGUCACUUUUGCGGCGAUUAGAAGAUAUUCAUUUUUAAAUUUUUAUGCUAGGGUUGACACCGAACCUGACCUCGAACGAAAAUUUUUAAAAUAUAAAUUUGUGUAUUAGUUUUGAACGAGUUUACAAUAAUGUAGAUUUUAGGAACUUACUACAGUACCUUUAACAUAUUUUUAUGGGCUCCAAGCUCUAUUUGCAAAAAAGGAACGCUUAUGGUGAUUCCCAGUCAAGGCGGAAGUCAUUAUAAUGAAUAUCGAUUUUCGUUUUCGGGUCUGAGUAUUAACUAUUAAUUGUUUGUUUUGUGUGUGUUUUGGAGACCCAAUUAGACACAAGUUCAUGCCUGCUUACCUCUACGUUUUUUUUUGUAACAAUAAUAGUUACACCUACUAACUGAUUUAUGCCCAAGAUUUGUUUUUAUUUUCUGAUCGAAUGCCUGAAUGAUUCUGAAUGAAUUUUGAAAUUUUUUUCAAGCAACAUAGUUCAUUUUUUCGUUACCGUUUAGCGUGUAAGGUACAAAGUUAAAAUGUGGUCGAACAAACAUAAAGUAUUCCUACAUUAUCACAUCUACAUUAGGUAGGUACCUAGUAUAUGUAAGUAUAUUAUAUUCGUCCACAAGUGUUGUUUAUUUAUUCAAUUGAUUGACGGUAUUAAUUAACAAACAAAAAAAUUAACAUUUUCAUUUAACUCAUAGUUGACCUUUGUGACAAUCCUAGAUCAUGAAAGUUGACCUUUAUCUAAAUUCUGUCAUAACUUCUUAAAACCGCAAAAGUGAAACCUGAUUUUUUUAUGGGUGAUAGAACUUGGCUUAUAGAACCUUUCUAUACUAAAUCCAGGUUCCACUUUUGCCGAUAUUUGGAGAAAAAAAAUUAAAAAUCGAAAUUUAAAAAAAAAAUAUUUCUCGGAAACUAGGACACUUAUAAAUAAAAUAAAAUUGCAAAAUUAUGCCUUCAAUAAUUCCUUAUCAAGUGGCAAAUAUCUCAUGUACAGAUAUGGAACCGUCUUUUGAGGAAAUUAAAUUGUUAAUUUUUUCAUGCUCAAAUUUCAAAAACUUUGCUACUUCAUAUCUUUUUUUUUACUGGAAAUAGUGAUCUGAGAAUUGAACUCUUGCCUUUAUUAGGGUAUAAAUAAUUGAUUUAUGCAAAAAUCUUAAGGUGUAAAUUUUUUUGGUUCCAUAAAACACUGUGACUCGUAACUAUCGCCAUUUGCAUAUAAAUAACAAAAAAAUGUUUUAUAUGGAUGACUUUAUUAUUGCCGAUUUUCUGACUACCGUCAAAAUUCGAUGAAAACUUCUCGUGACGCGAUCAUCAUCAUCCUAUCCCUACUGCUGGGGCACAGGCCUUGCCCAUAGAUGGAAUAGGAAGAUUGGGCCAUGACCCACCAUGCGGGCCCAGAGCGGAAUGGCGGGUUCUUACAACUGACGCGAUAUUUAUAUCAAAUAUAUUGACGGUUUGGAGGGUAGUCGUACUGUCUCGACGUUUAACGUUUUAAGGGCCCAAAUCAGUACUGCAAUGAAACUAGAACAUUUUAUGUUAUAGAUGACGAAUAUUAUAUUUUGUUAGCUACGUUAGUUUGGGUGAAAGGUAAAUCGAACGAUCAUGUAAAUUCGCAGUCGACCACAAGGCGUUCGCGCGAGGUCCAGACUGCGAAAUAUAUUUUAGACUGUUAAUAAUGUACUGAUAAUACGAGACGAUAUAUGACGAGUCAGUUUUUUUAUUUUUUUCAAUUAUGGAUGGAAAAUGUUUAUGUAUUUAUAUGUAAAACUGUAACGAUACAAUUUUAAAAUGUUGUGAGCUAUCAGAAUAUAGAUUUUAUCGUGUGUGUUAGGGGUUUCGAAUUCGGAUGAAAAAACAAAAACGCUGACCAGACUAUUUAAAUUUAAUGUAUAGGGUUAGUCAAGUAUUUAUGGUGGGAACUUAAUUCUCACCUUAUGUAGCCUUCGAGGGAGUAUCUCUAUAUGGACGAACGGACGGACGGACGUAGUAGGGCGGGCAGGUCGCAGCGCGGGCCGACUAUAUAAAGUCAAAACGGUCGUCAUAUUGCCCAGUACGACUUUUGAUGGUAUUCGUAAACUUUAAACUCUGACGUUUUAGCUCCGCGCGUUUCCAAUACUGCCCGCUAGGGGCGCCACUGUGCAAUGUAAUGGACAAAAACGGCACAAUUUAACCGAAUACUUACAAAUCUCGUGCCAAAUACUCAGAUUAUAUUUUCAUACAGAAACGUAACGAUUUAAUGACGUGAUAUUCGCUUAACCGCGUACCGACGCUGCCGUUUAUGACACGUGUGUUAUUAAUAAAUUGUUGUCGAACAUAAGACGAAAGGUUGUUUCAAACUGUAACGAACAUAUCCGUACAAUUUGUUUUUACUUCACCGUUAGCUGCUUUGAGUGUUCCGACAAGCUGAAUAGAUAUUUAUUAGUGUUUUUGUAAAGGGGCCGUCCAUAAAUUACUUGAGGUGAUUUUUUGGAUUUUCUGUCCCUCCCUCCCAGAUGUCGUGAGAUUUUAUUCAACCCCCUCCCCCAUCCCCCAAUCUCACGUGAGAUUUUUCAAAAUGUGGUUUUCUUUCGUAAACGCCUUGGAUUGUUAUUGUAAAAAGAAAAGAAAAAAUGCUUCGUGCUUUUAUUUACGACUAGUUAAGACUAGUAAUCAAUAUUGCUGAGAGUUACAAGUGUAAUAAAAAUUUAACAAUAGAAUACUUAAUAGAUACUACUGUGAAAAAAAAAUGCGUGAUAUUUGCCGAGACCCCCCCUCUCUCCAACGUAAGAUUAGAUGAGAUUUGACUGUGAAAAAGAAUUGCGUGAUAUUUGCCGAGACCCCCCCCCCCCCCCUCUCUCCAACGUAAGAUUAGAUGAGAUUUGACUGUGAAAAAAUAUUGCGUGAUAUUUGCCGAGACCCCCCGUCUCUCCAACGUAAGAUUAGAUGAGAUUUGACUCGACCCCCUCCUCCCCUUAAACAUCUCACGUAAUCUAUGGACGCCCCCAAACUCCCACUUUGUUCGGCUAGCUAGGUUCAUAAUAUGCAAACUAAUAAUGUGUGUUUCGUUAACUCCGGCCAGUAAGUGUGAUGCAGCUCGUAUAAUUAUAAUAUUGACAAUGUUUAUAGAAACACCGAUCGCUCAACUUGACUAUUGUAUUGGUUUGUUGUAGAAUAAGCGACUCUGUUGUAUUAAGUAAACGGCACUAUGGCACUUGUCUUACCUCUGACGUUUGAGCGACGAGCUGUAGAUUUUUUUUAUUCCUUAACAGUGCAACCUUAAUAUAACGUACCUCAAUGUAACAAAUUCUUCGUAAUCCCCUUGAAUUUUCCUUUACAUAUAACAUUUACUACCUACUACACACUCACAAAUAUACCUUUACAUUGCGAACAUUUUUUGCGAACAACCUCUUUAUAACAAAUUUUCAACUAUCAAAAAACAACAACAAAAAAAAGAGAAAAUACCUCUAACUUACGAAAUUUGUCAACCUAAAACCUCUAUAUAACGUUUUCAUCAAUACAGGGUGUUACAAAAACUUGAAGGGCGAUGAAGUACAUCAUAUAAGGAGUCUUCUCUAAUUUUCUUAAAAUAUUUGAAUGAAGUUUUAACCUUAAAAAAAAAUACAGUUAUUUUUAAUGAUCCUCGAACUAGUGAUGUGUCUUAAAAAGAUCGAUAUUUUUUUAAUCAUUAAAAACAACUGUUUUUAUAAAAAGUUAAAACUUAUUGCAAAAAUUUUAAGAAAAUUAGAGAUGAUUCCUUAUAUGAUGUACUUCAACACCUUUUAAGCUUUAUUUGUAUUUUUGUAACACCCUGUAUAUGACCCUCAAUCCCAUAGAACGUGAUUCAUGUCAGGCAAGGAAACUAUUUUUUACCCCUUUAUGACAAAUUUUAUACCAACCUAACCUCAAUAUAACAAAUCUCAGUUCAAACAAUUACUCGAUAUAACGAAUAUUUACUUGUUCCCUUCCAAUUUGUUAUAUCGAGGUUGCACUGUUAUACAAAGUUCAAUUCAAUUCAAUUUAUUGCACUCAUGUGGUUACAUAGAUGGUUACAAAAUGCUUAUAGUACCUAACAUGAACCCUGUCAGGGUAUCGCAAUAUACAGUCUUAAAGAUAAAAAAUACAAAAGAAUUUUAUUAAUAAAUUGUAUAUGAAGAACCUAAUUUGUAUUAAACCACUUUAUAUCUCAAAUCAUGCAUAAAUGUCAUCUGAUUCCAAUAUCAGUUGAUCGCGGCAUGCAAACGGGCUAUAAGCAUAACUGCGUUUGAAUUGUCUCAAUAUUUUUCCUUUCUUCCUGUUUGUCAAAUGUUUCUAGCUCUUUCUCUCUCAAACUUGUUAUUGGCCUCAUUUGAGUCUACUGCUCUACUGUCGCUUAUCGUCGACGUUGUGACAGGUGCCUCCCGCGUAGGUUCAUUAAAAGAUUCAAUUCGCAAAAGCAAAACCGGUGAUUGUGACGAAAUUUGAGAGUGUGCAAUAAUCUAGUGCCAUUCAAAUUGUGCAAUAUUCAUACAUGUUAAAUGAAUGAGAGACGAACAAAGCAAAUAUAUGGGGAAGCGUAGAAAUGGUGGUGGAAAUUAUUCGUGUGUCUGUGUGUAUGUGUUGACCGAUUUCAUCACCAUCAGAGACUAUCGGAUUGCAUGAAAGAAAUUGUACUCUAUUGACUCAUGACAUGACCUAUUUGAGUAGGUAUAGAAAUAGUCUCCCGAAAUGUCGACGUGUCAAUAAUUUCGAAUAGUAUGGCCGUUAAACUGUCACUAGUUCAAUUCUAGUUCCAUAGACAAGUGGUAAUCUUUUUAUAAAUUGUUAUAAGCGACUAGAAUUAUGCGAUUCGAUAUAAUAUAUAAUUUACCUUAAAGCCAGCGUGCCAAUGAUCACUGAGGGUCACUCAUAGAAAGACGUUAAAGACUUUGUAAGUUCUAUUACAGUUGAUACAUCAUUUUGAAAUAUUUAAGUGUAAAAUCACACAGGAAGCGGUUAGAAGAGCCUUGUGGACGGGGCAGGCGCGCCACAGCCACAGUGUGAGCAAAUGCUCAUAACUUGACCAACAAUCGGUUCUGAUUGCGUCGUUACCUCGGGUGUGAGCCCUAAUCGGUUCGAUUGCUCGAUGUCGCGUCGUUUGUUUGGCUAUUAUCUAGUAGGCGGAAGUGGGGGGGGGGGGGGGGGGGGGGGUCAGACAGCAAAACGUACUGACAAGCUUUGCAUUGAUCAUCAGAAAGAUUAUCACUUGCUUAUGGUACUCGGUGGUCAGUGAGGUCCGCGGCCAUCGCAUUAUGAACAGGGUUAUUGGAAGUCGGAGGGAGAAUUGAGUUCGGUGCGGGCGAAUAUAUGCGCACUCGGAAAAAAAUAUGAUCUGCCUGUUGGUAAUGAGAGAUGUUGCAGCCAAAAUUCUGACCCUCUCAUUAUUAAAGGAAGAAUAAGCUUGGAUUAGUUAUUCCAUGUUUUCUCUUUCUAUUCAAUGACUAAUGGCAUUUGAGUGAAUCGAACAUACACGGCGUAACUAGUCUUAAGUUUAUUCCUUGUUUAUUAAUAAGGGGGCGAAAGUCAGCCUUAAGCCAGAAACAUAUUAACGUGUUGUGUCGUGUCGUGGCGCGCCAGAAGCACAUCGGUUUCAUACAUUUACUAUGGUUAGAGACAUAUUUACGUAUCGUGUCGUGUCGACGCUUUAACCUCUCUAUCUCUCUCUAACCCAUAAUAAAUGUAUGAAACCGAUGCGCCACGUCACGCCACGACACGUUAAUAUGUUUCUGGCUUUAAUGAUUCGUGUCUCAACAGUGGCUAGAUUAAUGGGUUUACGAUGUUUAAGAGAUUUUGGUCUUGAAGUAGCAGACCAUGAAUUUGUUCGAGAGUGCGUAUGUCAGAGAGUCUGUUCCGAGCUCUUAACGGAUUAGGUGUAGUGUAGACUAGCGAUAGUGGUAACCUCUUAGGGCGUUCGUGCGUAGUGGUAAGGUUGCGAAUCGACGAUUGAAACGUCGCGUCAUUUAAAAGCGUGUUUAUGGUUUUAUUGUCUUUGAAAGGACACCCGGUAUUUUGUGCCAAAGUUGUAUACUUUUUAAUUUUUUUUUAUCUGUGUUUCAUAAUUGGGUAACGUAGUCUGGCAAUAUUUGUCAUCAGCAUCUAGCUGUCAAUGUCAAAUACGUAGGUUUGUCAUCAAAAGGGUUUCUAUAUCAAUAAAUAUUAAUCAUUAAAUAACUUCUUUCGACGAUUCACUAAAAAUAAGGCAAAAGUAGUUUUAUGUAGCAAAUAAUUUUGGCUUUAUUUUGAGACCAAAUUCAACUGUAUACAAGUUUAGCAUUUUUUCUAUGAAAAGUGCCGGGUCUCCUUUGAUAAUGGUACUUCUAACCGUCCCCGCCGGUAAUGCAAUGGUUGAGACCGUAAAAUGUUUUAUUUGGAGACGUAAAUAUGUAAUCAAAGUUAUGGUUCUGAAAACUGAAAUGGAGACAGAUCUCUUUAGUUUUAUCAGAGGAGACCUUUUUGAAUAAUAUUGAAACGUAAAGUGCCACUGUAUAAAUACAUCUUUCGUAAUAGCAACAGAGUCCAUUGUCGCUCGCGCGACCGUUUAGUGAACCUUAGGCUCGGAUGUGUGUAACGUUAUUUAACUAUUAUUUCCUUAAAUUAGACUAACUAACGUGCUCUUAAAAAUUUGUUUAUCGUAAAUUUAGCGAGAGUUAAGAUAGUUUUAACGCGGCGUGCCGGCGCCGGCGCUAUCGCGGCGCGCGCCCAUGUUGCUUUAUUUAUAUAGGUCCGUUCUAACUUAAUUAAGACUUACAGGUCGCGGCGCGUAACUCUAGCGCUGAACAAAACUCGUCAGGGAUAGCUGCGCUUGCGCAUGGGUACGACUGGAAAGACAAUCGGCGCAGGGCAUGACCACCUUAGAUUAAAACAAAAAGGGAAGAUACGGCAUUCGCGGCUCAAAAGUGAUCCGCUUAAAUUGUGGUCCACGACCAUAAUUCGCUUUAGUCACAAUUUGACAUUCAAACACGCUGCAUGUACACUCAAUAUAACAAUAUGACGUAUAUUCUGUGUUAUGAAGAUGUAACAAUGGCUUCGAUGCUUUAUAAAGAACGCAGUUCAAAAUCAAAUGCCCCGGCAACACUUUUCAUCUGUAAAACUGUGAAAACAUUUUUUUCUCAAAAAUCACGGUUUGUCGUGAAUAUUAUUUACGUAAUCGCCAUUUUGUAAGCAAGAAAAGGACAACAACACGCUGCGUUGAAGCGUAUAGUUCUGUCUCGCUCGCUCGAUUGAUGUUUAUAUACAGACGUGUGCGUGGCGAGAGUUGCUUAUGUAGUUGAGUCGGAUCAUAUUUUAUUUGAUGCUAGUAUGAGCGUACCGUAUCUACCCUUUUUGUGUUAAUCUAAGAUGGCCACCCGCGCACCUCGUUUCCCUACAACACAUCGUCUUCGCUAGAGUUUCGUGCCGCGAAUUAUAAUAAUAGCGCGCAGAUGUUAUAUUUUAUAGUGGAGACCGCUCGCGGCUCUUAUUUUUGUACCGAUCGCUGCGAAUCUCUCUCGUGAGAUCGACAAUCGACGAAGCCGUUAUACUUUAAAAUUUUCCAGUAAAUCCCAUUUUGUAACGAACAGUCUACGUAGGCCAAAUUUCACUGUGCAACUUUGGUUAAGAAGUAUAGCCUUAUUCGUAAACUUAAUUCGAGGAGCUUGUUAAGUAUAACGUGCUUAGUGUCCCGGGCCCCGGGGCGGCCCCACCCUAUUACUUUAUUACGACGGUGAUAUUGUUAACAUGGUUUUAUAAAUUUAUUUUUGAGGUUUUACUGUAUUUGUAGAAUACUAAUGGUAGACGUAGUUUGCACAAAGGCUGUCCCGGGGUCCGCACGCGUACCAAAUAUCAGGCAAUAAUGUCAUCGUGUGAGUGUCGUGUGUGUGCGUAUAGCAAGUACAAAGGAGCGUUCGGUAAUACAUAGUAAUGUUAACUUUAACACGGUGGGCGCCAAUUUGAUGAGCGGAGAUCAACUCUGCCUCGGUUUGAAUUGUUAUAAAUAAAUAAUGAUUAUAUCAAUAAAUUUUUUAUUGUAAACCAAA